Molecule: messenger RNA, 1341 nt
Organism: Cornus florida
Lineage: Eukaryota; Viridiplantae; Streptophyta; Magnoliopsida; Cornales; Cornaceae
Product: type IV inositol polyphosphate 5-phosphatase 9
Exons: 7
Coding region: 10-1341 (443 amino acids)
Biological process (GO): phosphatidylinositol dephosphorylation
Molecular function (GO): phosphatidylinositol-3,4,5-trisphosphate 5-phosphatase activity; inositol-polyphosphate 5-phosphatase activity; phosphatidylinositol-4,5-bisphosphate 5-phosphatase activity
Source: RefSeq, a predicted model, not a curated record
CUUAAGGUCAUGUGGCCAGGACUGAUAGCUAGUAAGAUCCUCAAAAAGAGAUUGGGGAGCAACAAUUUUGUCGCAGAUUUUCCAAGCAGCCCAGAAAGUUUUCUACAGCUUCAAGGCCUAGAUGAUGAUCAAGAACCUCCGUGUUCCAAGACCAUUUUCAAUGAACAUGUGGAGACACACAACUACAAGGUUUUUGUUAGUAGUUGGAACGUUGGCGGGGUAGAACCCACGGAUGAUUUGAAUAUGGAGGAUUUGCUAGAUACAUGCAACACUACAUGUGACAUCUAUGUUUUUGGGUUUCAAGAAGUGGUGCCUCUAAGAGCAGAAAAUGUUCUUGGAUCAGAAAAUAGUAGAAUUACCAUGAAAUGGAAUUCCUUGAUUAGAGAAACUCUAAACAAGAAAACUUGCAGCAGCCAAGAAGGAAAUGAAGUGAAACAAGAAGAACCACAAAUUCCGAUUCUCGCGAAAGAUGGAAAGCCAACCCUGAAUUGCAUGAAUAUACCACAGGAAUUCAGGUGUAUCAUUAGUAAGCAAAUGGUUGGAAUAUUUGUAUCAGUUUGGGUUCGAAGUAAUCUUCGUCCAUAUAUUCAAUAUCCAAGCGUUUCAUGUGUAGGCUGUGGCAUCAUGGGUUGUCUAGGAAAUAAGGGUUCGGUGUCAGUUAGAUUUGGGUUACAUGAAACAAGCUUUUGUUUUGUGUGCAGUCAUCUAGCAUCAGGUGGGAGAGAAGGGGAUGAGAGGUACAGAAACUCCAAUGGGGCCGAAAUAUUGGCUAGGACAAGUUUUCCAAAAGGCCCUUUGCGUGAUUUGCCAAGAAAGAUCCUUGAUCACGACCGGGUAAUUUUUCUCGGAGACUUGAACUAUAGGAUCUCCCUUCCAGAAUCAGCCACAAGAUUACUAGUAGACAAAGGAGAAUGGAAUUUGCUACUGGAAAAUGAUCAGCUAAGAAUGGAGCUCAUGCAUGGUCAAGUAUUUGAAGGUUGGCAUGAAGGGUCCAUCAAAUUUCCUCCUACUUAUAAAUAUUAUCCUAACUCUGAUGAAUACUAUGGUGGUGUUGAAGGCAAAAAAGGCGAAAAGAAACGCGCUCCUGCAUGGUGUGACAGGAUAAUUUGGUUCGGAGAAGGUCUAAAGCAACAUCAAUACACCAGAGGCGAAUCGAAAUUGUCUGACCACAGACCUGUCAAAGCAAUUUUCACAACUCAAGUAAUGUUUUCGCGAAAAUUCAAAGGGUUUCAGAGUUUCUUCUUAUCGGAAAGAUUUGAACGAAUCACGAACCAGUUAGAGAUGUCCUCAGCGGAUCAUUUUCAAUGCAAUGGCAGAUCAAGCUUCCAAAUUAGGGUUUAA